UGCGCUCUACGAAAUGUGGAAUCGCGUGGCAGGCAAACUACAGCCUGUCAGCCGCGUUGUGUAACGCGUGGAGCGGGCCCUGGUUGUUGUUCAGCGUCUUAAGAAGAUCGACGGCUGCUGCUACGUGUGUGUGUGUUUGUCAGGUGGCAAGGUCGUCUCUCUCGGGGGGCCUCAUCGAACGCGUUUGUUGGGUGCUUGACGACAAAAGUACCGGCGAGUGUCGGUGCCAUGGCUUACAUGUGGAGGUGGUAUCAAGGCCUCAUGGUCAGACAUCCAUGGAAGGUCCAGAUCACUACUGCCGGUAGCCUUGUCGGUGUGGGUGACAUAAUCUCCCAGCAAGUGGUGGAGCGCAAGGGCCUCCCGAAUCACGAUGGAGCACGGACGGCCAAAAUGAUGCUCAUUGGCUUUGCGUUUGUGGGACCUGUGAUUGGGGGCUGGUACCGGGUGCUGGAUCGGCUGGUUCCUGGCACCACCAAGACUGUUGCCCUCAAGAAGAUGGCGCUUGACCAGGGAGCUUUUGCACCGCCCUUCCUGGUGGGCUUCAUGUCCAUCGUGGGGACGCUGAACGGCCUGACGCACCCCCAGAUCCUGGACAAGCUCCGCAGAGAUUACCCAGACGCACUGCUGGCCAAUUACUACAUAUGGCCAGCUGUCCAAAUAGCAAACUUCUACUUUAUCCCGUUACAACACAGGCUUGCUGUGGUGCAGUGCGUGGCGCUCAUUUGGAAUGCCUACCUUUCAUGGAAAUCCAACAAGAAAUAAGUCUUCUCUGGUUCAAGCCUUACCUCUUAACACUUGUGCUUCAUUUGUCAUCACAAAGUAAUUCACGACCUGUGCAAUGCCAUUACAACUCGCGGUAUAUUGCAUAUGAAGACGCCACUCCGUAACGUAAUCUAACAAGGCCCAGGGGUCAAUGUGGCUCAUCCCAUAAUGCUGAUUGCACCAACCAAAAUGGAAUUGAUGUGCAUGCGUCCACGUUGUUACGUACAGAAAAGCCCACCUUAAACAAAUGCUUACAAUUGUUGGUAUUGAUUUUGUUCUAUGAAUAAUUAUUUUGGUUUUUUUUUUUUUACCCACAAUGUUUGCAAAUAAAUGUCACGAGAAGAAGAAUCCGUGUGGAGAUCUCGCGGAGCAGUGGGCCCUAUGAGUCUGAUAGCUAGUUGGCCGCAAAAAGGGUUUUUCACAAGACGUGAAAAAUCUUUCAGGUGGCCUUUUCAACAUCUACCCAGUAAGAGGGGGGGGGGGCCUCACUUUCCCAAAGGCUCUGCUGUGAGAUUGUUACAUAACGGUCCAGCAAAUAUAAUGUUUUAUUUGAGCUGCAAUUAAAUAAAAAUCGAAUUCAAAACCAAAUAUAAUGUUUUAUUUGAGCUGCAAUAAAAAAAAAUCGAAUGCAAAACCAUAUUGAAUAUAAUGGCUUUAAGUGUGCAAGCAUUGGGUCACCAUCAACUCAGUACGCUUGAGAAGAUUGGCAGCAGAACGCCCUGGAUUCAUUCUCAGGAUCUCAGCAGUGCCAGCUCAGCAGCCACUUCAGUUUAGAUGUCACAGGUCACUUGACCGAAGAGGAGUCUCGAAGUUACGACUGUUUUCAAGCAUUAAGGACAGAUAUAUUUUUCGAUUUAAAGCUUUCGUGACUGCAGGGAUUCAUCUUAUUGGUUCUUUCGGUAAAGUCACGUAGAAUGGAAAUAAUACAAUAAUACAAAUAAAACAAUAGAAUAACAAAAAAAAAUGUUCUUAUGCUUUAGUUUUAUUAUUUUGUUAUAUCCAUUCUACGUGACUUUACCGAAAGAACCAAGAAAACAGAUGUAUUGUGCCUCCAUUGCUAUAGCCUUUUGUUUUUACGACUUGCAUAAAUUAACAGCGUUUCAACUAUGCUUUGAAAGUAACUCGCAAUGCUGUUUACUAAGCCACUGUGAGACUUUAUUUAAAUCUAUGAACAGAUGACAUUUGAUGCAAUGCAAAUAAAUAAUAACUUGUUUACGAAGCCUCCUGUGUACAGGGUUUGUGUUUAUAUCUAAGAAUCAGUGAUAUUUGAUGCAAUGAAUUGAAUUGAAUGCAGUAGUAAUGACACUUAAUUGAAAACUGGGGAGUGGUAAUGCAGUUCAUUAUGAACCUGGUUACCUGAAUUAAAUUCCCAGCCAUGGCUAACAUCGGUGGCGAGUGAUAUUCAAAUCCCCUUCACUAACCACCCACACAAUGGUGAACUAUGGCCAAACUACCCCUGGCCUAGGAGACUGACAAGGACAGUAGAUUGCCCGAGGGUUGUAAUUAGUACAUGAUUGAACCAGGUAUUAUCGAUACAUCUUAGCAUAU
Molecule: messenger RNA, 2310 nt
Organism: Lethenteron reissneri (Far Eastern brook lamprey)
Lineage: Eukaryota; Metazoa; Chordata; Hyperoartia; Petromyzontiformes; Petromyzontidae
Gene: MPV17
Product: mitochondrial inner membrane protein MPV17
Biological process (GO): regulation of mitochondrial DNA metabolic process
Cellular component (GO): membrane; mitochondrion; cytoplasm
Molecular function (GO): channel activity
Source: RefSeq, a predicted model, not a curated record